AUGGUGAAGCUUAUACAAAAGUUUCAGACCAAAAAUCGAUUUUCAAGAAUAAUAGCCCCAUUUUCACUGUACAAUCACAAGGGGUUUACUCCUGGGAGUCUAUCGUACAAAAAGCUUCCUGGACAGCUACGUCAGAUUUCUAUUCUCAAAUUGGAUGGCUCUUCUUUUAGCAUUCACGUAUCAAAGAAUGCUACUGUGGGCAGUCUAGAAUUGGCAGUGGAGGAAUUUUAUGGCGUUUUACCUGAGGAUGAAGGCAACAUUUUAUGGUCACUUAUAUGGAGCCACUUCUGUUUGUGCUACAAGGGUCAAAAGCUAAUCAAUGAGAAAGCUUGCCUUCAAAGUUAUGGGAUCGAAGAUGGUGAUGUGCUUGGUUUUAGCCGGCAUAUGAGGAUUGACCACAAACUUGCUCGACACCAAUCUGAAAACCACUUUGUUGUAUCUGAACAGCGCACACUAUCAUAUGCUUGCGAUGCAAGAGCUAAUGGAUAUGUUAGCAUUGAAGAUCAAGAGAGAGACGGGAACUACUUCAUCUAUGAAGACGACUUGGCCUUUCCUCAAGAAAAAUUCAAUUUAUCACACUUUUUGAAACAAUGGUUAUCAUGUUCGAAAUUACGCAGUUUGAAAAGAGGUAGAGGUACACAUCGACUUAGAUGA
Messenger RNA from Fraxinus pennsylvanica, 654 nucleotides. NCBI's taxonomy places the organism in Eukaryota, Viridiplantae, Streptophyta, Magnoliopsida, Lamiales, Oleaceae. The record is from the annotation of a GenBank genome assembly.